GACAGAGCAUGCAGCAAUAGCUUCCGGUGUGCUGUUAAAACAGGUCCCCGCUUCCUGUGCAACAUUCGGCGGCUAGCUGGUUCCGGUGUGAUCUCGGCAGACUGACAGUUUGCGGCAUGUCCUUCUCCCUGUUGAGCCGCCUGUGUGCAGCCAGCCCCAGCAGGGGAGCCGGGAGUGUGAGAUGGCUGCACAGAGUGUACUGCUCCGCUGCUUAUCAACCGUGUGUUCCAAAGAAGCGACUUUUUACCAGAGACAGAAGUGAUCCAUGGCGUUUGUCAGGCUUCUGCAAACAAUUAUGUCCUGUUGGUAUGAUGCACACCACUUCACAUACUGUAGAUCCUCUGGAGAUGAAGAAAUUCCAGGCAUGGUCAUCAAAAUGGUGGGAUGAGGAAGGAGUCUACUCUCCCCUCCAUGCAAUGAAUGAAAUUCGUGUGCCCUUCAUAAGAGACAUCCUUAUGAGCAAGGACUACAAUCACGAUGUUGGGUGUCCUCUGGCAGGUGUGACCCUCUUAGACGUUGGCUGUGGAGGAGGAAUUUUGUCUGAGCCACUUGGUAGACUUGGAGCUAUAGUUACAGGAAUAGACCCUUUGGAGGAUAACAUUAGAACCGCAGAACUGCACAAAUCCUAUGAUCCUACCCUUGAACACAUGAUACAGUACAGAUCAUGCUCAUUGGAAGACAUUGUGGAUGAAAACAAGCAAUAUUUUGAUGCCGUUGUAGCAUCUGAAGUUAUAGAACAUGUGGUUGACAAGGAAUUAUUUAUCCAGAACUGCUUCGAUUUACUAAAGCCAGGUGGAUCUCUUAUUAUUACAACUAUCAACAAAACCAAGUUAUCCUAUGCUUUAGGUAUAGUGGUAGCUGAGAAGAUUAUGGGCCUUGUCCCAGAGGGCACUCAUGACUGGGAAAAAUUUAUCUCUCCAGAGGAAUUGGAGCGGAUUUUAGAAUCAAAUGGUUAUGUUGUAGAGACCCUAAGGGGAAUGUUGUACAAUCCACUGUCUGGUUCUUGGAGCUGGAUCGAGGACACCAACAUUAACUAUGCCAUCCAUGCCGUAAAAACUGUUGCUCAGAAACAGUCUACAGAUAUAGGGAUUGAGCGUGAGUGGGAGAAACCUAAGGCAGCACAAGCUUUUGCAUGAAAACUCUUUGGAAAUAAAACCAUGCCAGCCUCCUGUUACACCACAUCAACAAAGAAGAAAUGCCUGUGAAAAUAGUGUGCAGAAGCUAUAGACUUUGUUAUGACUACUUACGUAAAUCUAGUAGCUUUCAAAAAUA
This is a messenger RNA of Pelobates fuscus (common spadefoot toad), 1272 nucleotides long. It is a transcript of the gene COQ3, whose product is annotated as coenzyme Q3, methyltransferase. The transcript has 7 exons. Gene Ontology annotation, cellular component: mitochondrion. Lineage: Eukaryota; Metazoa; Chordata; Amphibia; Anura; Pelobatidae. Gene Ontology annotation, biological process: ubiquinone biosynthetic process. The record is from RefSeq and is a predicted model, not a curated record. Gene Ontology annotation, molecular function: 2-methoxy-6-polyprenyl-1,4-benzoquinol methyltransferase activity. The coding region runs from base 117 to 1136 and encodes 339 amino acids.